This is a messenger RNA of Owenia fusiformis, 906 nucleotides long. NCBI's taxonomy places the organism in Eukaryota, Metazoa, Annelida, Polychaeta, Sabellida, Oweniidae. The record is from the annotation of a GenBank genome assembly.
AUGGACUUCACAUAUGUAGGAGUUACUAUGGACUUUACAUAUGUAGGAGUUCCUAUGGACUUCACAUAUGUAGGGGUUCCUAUGGACUUCACAUAUGUAGGGGUUCCUAUGGACUUCACAUAUGUAGGGAUUCCUUCCUAUGGAGUUCACAUAUGUAGGAGUUCCUAUGGACUUCACAUAUGUAGGGGUUCCUAUGGACUUCACAUAUGUAGGAGUUCCUAUGGACUUCACAUAUGUAGGGUUUCCUAUGGACUUCACAUAUGUAGGAGUUCACAAGUACAUUGUGCAUACUCGUGUACAAAGAGACCAUACAUGUACAUUUCAGUAUGUGGAUUGAAAAGCAUUUAGAGUACUGAACUCAUUGCAUUUUUUAAACACACUUUUUUGCAAUGAACUGAUUUUCAGUUAUUUAAACUAGGAUUAAGUUUUUUAAGGAAAAAUAAAUAUCAAGGAAACUCCCUGUAAUAUCUUUUGCGUAUCUUUAUUAUGUCCCCAGCACACAGUGUCAACCUAGCUUCAAAUAUUUCCAGUGUCCAUUAAUCAUCAGACAAAAGUCCAACAACCGAUACAAAAGUUAUACAAAACGUUAUUGAAAAAGAGAGGCGAGACCAUUCACUAGAUAUCCUUGAUAUAGCUGGUGCAACUUUUAUUGAUAAAUCAGGAAAGUUGUUAGUUUAUCAUCUUCUUUAUGUCGUGCUCUAUUUACAAAACGUAAUGGUUCAUAUAUAUUAUCAACCACCGCUAUAUCAUUUCCUCUUUUAUAUCGUUAUUACGUUCGGGGAAGUCUCGUGAAACAGAGAUAAUUUUAUGAUUUAUCAUCUAGUUGUUCUUAAUGUUUUCCUAUUUUCAAUUACCAUCAUAUUAUAAAAUGAAUGAAAUAUGACAAAUUCAUCCAACAUGUGAAUA